AUGAAAACUUUUGAUAAUGACAGUUCAACUUCAGCCAAUCAGAAAUCAAGUAGAGAGCUACCUAGCUAUACUGGCAACUCAGAAAGGGAGCGGUAUCGAUCCGUCCCGGUGUGUGACACCUACGUUGACAAUGAACAUGAACAAGAACAUGGUUCUGAGUGCGACUUUGACAACGAUCAGGAUGACGCGGUUGGAUCUGAGUCGCUGAACUCCCUGGAAGAAGAAACUAUUCUCACAAGAACGAGGUCAGAGAAGCAAGAGCCACAUUUUUCUUCACCACCAUAUUCUAGAUUUGGGAGAAGGGCAAAACUGGCGCUAGUCAUCCAAUGUGCCUUUACCGGGUUUUUCUCUACUAUAGCAGGUGCAAUUUAUUAUCCUGUGCUUACUGUCAUUGAACAAGAGUUCAAUAUCAGUGAAGAAGCGGUUAAUGUAACCGUGGUUGUUUAUUUUAUAUUUCAAGGUGUUUCACCUACGAUUAUGGGUGGGUUUGCGGAUUCCUUAGGAAGACGACCAGUUGUUUUGUUUUCUGUUAUGGUUUACUUUGUAGCCUGUGUUGGUUUAGCAUGUUCGAAAACGUAUGGUCAAAUCGUUGGGUUGAGAUGUCUUCAAGCUGCAGGUAUCGCACCAGUAAUUGCCAUUAAUAGUGGGAUUAUGGGUGACGUGACCACUAGGAUGGAGAGGGGUGGCUAUGUGGGCUAUGUGUCUGGAUUUCAGGUUGUUGGAAGUGCAUUUGGUGCACUAAUUGGUGCAGGUUUAUCAUCGCGAUGGAGUUGGAGAGCCAUUUUUUGGUUUCUGGCUAUUGGAUCUGGCAUUUGUCUGAUAGUAUCAUUUAUAAUACUACCGGAAACAAAAAGAACUGUAACGGGCAAUGGGUCCAUUCCUCCUAAACAGAUUGUCAACAAAGCUCCAAUAUUAGGUUUACCGAUGGUUAGAAAAUCUCUUCAUUUAGAUAAUCCGGAUUAUGAUACUUUAUUACCACCAACAAAAAUCAAUAUUUUGGCAUCGCUAUCGGUAUUUAUGAUACCUGAAAUCUCAGCGGUUUUACUAUGUGCUGGCUUGCAAUUCGCAAUGUGGACAACUCAUCAAACGGCCUUAUCGAUCGUGCUAAGUAAGAAUUACCAUUUGUCCGUUGCAAAGAUUGGAUUAUGCUUUCUACCUGCAGGUAUAUGCACUUUGAUUAGUGUUGUCACAUCUGGAAGGUAUUUGAACUGGAGUUACGAGAGAAAUAUAGUGAAACAUCGUGAAUGGAUCAAAACGGAAGAAGCCAAAUUCAUGACGGAGCAUAAAAUUGACAUUCAAGAAGCGAGGAAAUUGAUGGAAGGCGACUUCCGUUACACUUUCAACAUCUUCAAGGCACGACUGCAGCCAGCAUUAGUAACAAUACUCAUCAGCUGUUGUGGAUUCAUUUCGUUUGGCUGGUGCAUAUAUGCGCAUGCCCCCAUAGCCGCCUUACUGUGUUUAAGCGGAUUUUCGUCUUUAUUUUCGAACUGCAUUCUAACCAUGUCAGUUACCCUAAUUGUGGACCUUUUCCCAUCAAAGUCCUCCACAGCGACGGGAUGCCUAAAUCUCUUUAGAUGCAUUCUAUCAGCAGUGUUUGUUGUCGCUUUAAGCAGAAUGGCCGCCUCCAUGACCUACGGAGGUGUAUUCACAUUGAUGGGUGGCCUAACGGGUGCCUCAUCGUUUGUUUUACUGACCAUUAUAACACAUGGAAAAAAACUGACGUACAAGAGAAGACAACAAGAAAACUUGAUUAUUGAGAAAAACGCUGAGAGGGCUGCCGCAGCGACAAACUAG
Molecule: messenger RNA, 1794 nt
Organism: Zygotorulaspora mrakii
Lineage: Eukaryota; Fungi; Ascomycota; Saccharomycetes; Saccharomycetales; Saccharomycetaceae
Gene: QDR2
Product: cation transporter
Exons: 1
Coding region: 1-1794 (597 amino acids)
Biological process (GO): transmembrane transport
Cellular component (GO): membrane
Molecular function (GO): transmembrane transporter activity
Source: RefSeq, a predicted model, not a curated record